UUCACAUUUGUAAUAAUCGAGAUAUUGUUCGAGUAAUGCCAAUGUUAAUGUUUUGUGUAGCAGUAAAAAUAUUAACUUCAGUAACUAAUGUAAUUUAAUAACAAUUGAACUAUUAGAUGCUUGUUAGUGAUUUUAAUUAUUCGAGUUUUUAAUUAAAAUAGUAACUGAUAAUGUCAAGACCUUCUGUGUUGUUGUCUCAUAACCAGUUUCCAAAAGAUGUAAUUGACUUACUCAGUGAAAAAUUUGAUGUUGAAGUUCUGGAUGUUGAAGGGCUAAAAGUGUCAAAACAACUUUUAUUAAAGAAAGUUACUGGAAAAUUUGGACUUAUUGUUUGUGGAAUGAACGAAAUUGAUGAAGAAGUAAUUAAAACUGCAGGUACAAAUUUAAAAGUUAUAAGUACUACAUCAAUGGGAUAUGAUCAGAUAGAUUUAGAUGCUUUGAAAAAAAGAGGAAUACGGUUGGGUAACUCUUCUAUUGUUACUGCCGAAUCGGUUGCAGAACUUACUAUUGGGUUAUUAAUUGCAACUUCACGAUGCUUUUUUUCAUUAAAUCAAGAACUUAAACUAGGAAAAAAGCAAGUUAAUUCAAGCAUAGGUUUAUUGAACUCUGUGGUUGGUAUUAUUGGUUGCGGUAAUAUUGGUAUAUCUAUAGCAAACAAACUCAGUGCAUUUCAUUUAAAAAAAUUGUUAUAUACUAGCCGACAACAAAAAGCUGUAGUGGAAUCAUUGGGAGGUCAAUUUGUUUCAAUCGAUGAAUUGGUCAUGAGUAGUGAUUAUAUUAUACUGACAAGUGUGUUGUCACCUGAAACAAGAUAUACUAUUAAUAGAAGUCGUUUAUCAUCUAUGAAAUCAAAUGUCGUGAUUAUAAACAUAGGCCGAGGUCAAUUAAUAGACCAAGAUGCCCUAAUAGAUGCUUUGAAGGAAAAGCGAAUUAGAGGAGCUGGUUUAGAUGUUAUGACACCAGAGCCCCUUCCCAUGGAUUCACCAUUAAGAAGUAUGGAAAACGUCGUUCUAUUGCCACAUAUUGCUGGUCAAAACGUACAUGGUAAUUCAUUAAGAAAAUCUUUAUUGGCUGCUAAUAAUGUUAUUUCAGUAUUAGAAAAUCGUGCAAUGCCUUGUGAAGUGAUCUUCUAAGAAUAGAUAAAAUAUUUUUUGUUUUGUUAAAUAAUGUAUCAAAUCUUUACAACUUUAGAUAAAAACUUUUAAUUGUUCAGCGCUUGAUUAAUCUAAAACUAUGUAUUUUUGUAUGUUAAUAUUUUUAUGUUACUAGUAAGUAGUUUCAUUUAUAUUGAAAUAUAAGGUAUAUUUAUUUGAUAAA
Molecule: messenger RNA, 1317 nt
Organism: Daktulosphaira vitifoliae (grape phylloxera)
Lineage: Eukaryota; Metazoa; Arthropoda; Insecta; Hemiptera; Phylloxeridae
Product: glyoxylate reductase/hydroxypyruvate reductase-like
Exons: 7
Coding region: 171-1133 (320 amino acids)
Cellular component (GO): cytosol
Molecular function (GO): glyoxylate reductase (NADPH) activity; NAD binding; hydroxypyruvate reductase [NAD(P)H] activity
Source: RefSeq, a predicted model, not a curated record